This is a messenger RNA of Orbicella faveolata, 2165 nucleotides long. Its product is annotated as receptor-type tyrosine-protein phosphatase delta-like. Lineage: Eukaryota; Metazoa; Cnidaria; Anthozoa; Scleractinia; Merulinidae. Gene Ontology annotation, molecular function: protein binding; protein tyrosine phosphatase activity. Gene Ontology annotation, biological process: protein dephosphorylation. The record is from RefSeq and is a predicted model, not a curated record.
AUGAAGAGAAAACCAGUCAGCGCGAAUCAGUUCCUGGUGAUUCGUUCACUUGCCCCCAUUGACGCAAGUACGCUAAACUCCAAGAAACGUGAGGUACACCAAUUUCAUUACGUCACUUGGCCGGACAAAGGUGUUCCACAGCAUUCCACAGCUUUACUGGGAUUUCGAUCAAAGAUUCAUGCUAGACACCAGGCUACUGGCGGGCCACUUGUUGUGCAUUGCAGUGCUGGUGUUGGACGAACUGGUACGUUCAUUGCCAUUGAUGCCAUGUUGGAAGGCGCUAAGGAGAAAAAGAGCGUGUUUAUCCAGAAUUAUGUGCAAGUGAUGCGGAGAUGUCGCCCUCAUAUGGUGCAGAAAGAUGACCAGUAUGUGUUUUUGCAUCAAGCAGUGAUGGAAGCCUUGGUGGGUGGAGAUACUGAGGUUGCCCCUCAUGACCUGAGAAUUACAAUGAACAAACUGACCAGAAUUCAUAAGACGUCCAAAAAAACUGGAUAUGCACGAGAAUUUAAGCGCCUGGAACUUGUGACUGAUAUUGCGGCCUCGCCAGAGGAGGCAACAGCAGCAUUUAAUCCAUCAAACAUCAACAAGAACAGAUUUCCCAGUAUUGUACCAUUGGACAUUGCUCGAGUGUUCUUGAAGUCCUUUGACCCAGACAAGGACUACGUCAAUGCCUCCUUUGUGGACGACUACAGACAACGUAACGCGUAUAUUCUGACUCAGGCACCAUUGGAUAACACUGUUGAAGAUUUCUGGCGUAUGAUAUCACAGUAUGACAUUGGCACAGUUGUGAUGUUGAACAGCUUAAGAGAAGGGAAAGAGAGUUAUCCACAGUAUUGGCCCGCAGAAAGUUCUCAGGUCAAGCAUGGAGACAUCACGAUACAGAUUCUGUCGGAAAACACUUCAGAUAAGAUCACAACCAGGAAGUUUAGUGUAUCGAAUGCAGAGCCUCCCAAGAAGACGUCUACUGUAAACCAUUUACAGUUCACUGGAUGGGCCAACUCUCACUCGUGCCCAGAUACCCAGGAAAUCCUUGAACUGUUGACUGCCAUACAGCAUUCACAGCAACAAACCGGAAAUGGCGUCAUUGUUUUUCAGUGCAGUGAUGGUGUUGGUCGCAGUGGCUGUGUGUCCACCAUAAUGUCAGUGAUAGAACGAGUCAAGAGUGAACAAACAGUUGAUGUGUUUCAGACUGUUAAGCUGAUUCGAGCCAAGAGACCUGGUGCUGUCAUAACUCUGGAACAAUACAUGUUCUGUUACCAGACAAUCCUAGCAUACCUGGACUCAUUCAACACCUAUGCAAACUUCGCAGACUGUUAAACAGUCAGAGGAAUGCAGAGUUCAACUCUGAUGUGAAGUAUAAAAUAAGUUUGCAUGAACCUGUUUUCUAACUAUUUUCCUUUGGUAUUUGGUAUUAUUAAAGUGAAAUAGAAAGCGUUCUCCUCUACUUUUGUAGAUGGUUAGUAGUAAAUUAGAUUGGUAUAAUUUAUAGUAUUAUAAUUAUGAGGUAGGAAGCACUUAGAAGUACCGUUAGUUUGCUGGUAUAACGGUGGUUCCAGUUCCUCAGCAUCCAUGUGUCUAUUGUAAGAAUUUGCCGCUGUCGUUGCUUUUCAGUUCCUAUUUUCCAUUUACAUGCGACAGUGAACAAAUAGGCAUGAAACAACUAAAUUGCACAGCAAUACAGUACACUUAACUUUAUGAAUUAGUACAUGACAUGGUUAAAAGUAAUUUCAGGGUUGUCACAGUCAGGUAAUGGUCAGGGGAAAAUAUAUUCAAGGGGUCAGGUAAAAGUCAGGGAAUCUUAUUUUGAGUCGGGGAAACUGGCAUUUUCAACAAAAGCCAGGGAAAAUUGAAAUUAUAACACCGCUGAUUUAAUUUUGAAGGCUAAGAAGAAGCAGUUCGGUUUACUGUGAUCUUAACUUUGUUUCACCUUGAUGAAGAUGGUGAAUUUGAUGAAACUUGUCAGCUCAAAUGAAUGGGUAGAAAGGACAGCUGUAGGGACAGGCUUUAGGCCGCGUCUGUAUAUGACAUUUCCUAUUUAUGUGGAUGAGGAAAGUAUACUUUUAUCAGUGGAAAGUGAGGGAUUAUUCAGGUAAUUUUGAAAAGUGAUGUCUGUGGCAACGAUGAAUUUUCAAAUUAUUUUACUUUGUAUAUAUGGGUUGUUGAUC